UCGACGACGACGACGAGCAUGUCCUCCCUCUGUACAAGACUACGUCUACCAACAGAGCUCGACAUGUCCGCCCCAUUAACAAUACGACGUCUCUAUCACCCAGGGAUCCCACCAAUAGCGGCUGCAAAUAGAACUCGGCCCUUGCGCGCCGCGGCGACUAGGACAACGGCUUCGUGCAGCACCACACGGGCACACUGCGGGUUGUCGGUGCCACGUUCGUGUUCUGCUACUCCUUCCACGCUGUCGUAUUCUUUUCCUGGGUCGGCGCUUACUGUCAGAACGUAUUCGACUGGACACGUCAACAGAUUCAAUCGAAUACACCAACGACACGUCUGCUUACCUCUUGCCUGCUCCUCUUGCUCCUUCACGCCCUCUAUCUCCCUUGUACAUCUUCUGGGCAACCAAGCACUCCAACGAAGAGGUAUAAUCGUUCUUCGGAACAGACGACAACCAACCCUUGACUCACAGAACGACGGCGUCCGCCGAAUCCCACUCUCCACGUCGUCUAAUUGCGCUUGCCCGACUCCUAACCCUCCAUCCCCAACCACCUCCGAAUCCUCCCUUGCUACAGUCCCAAAAAUGCCUUCGAAGAACGGGCACAGUAAUCACGCGCACGAACACGAGCAUCCAGAAAAGGCUGGGGUAGUUCCUGCUGCUGCGGCUGCGCAUAAUCAUGAGCAUGAGCAUGACCAUACCCAUGGAGGACUAUUCCACUCGCAUGAGCAUGCUGGUGAUCGGGAGGGCAUGGAGCUUCUCAUCAAGGCGCUGCAAGGCAAGGGUGGGAGAGGAGCCAAUGUUACGCUCCUGGGUGCGCUAUCCAAUGUCGGCCUUACGAUUGGGAAAGGUGUAGCAGGAUGGACGCUCAAUUCCGCAGCUCUAGUCGCAGAUGCUGGUCAUUCUGCAGGAGAUCUGUUGGGGGACUUUGUCGUUCUCGCAACGUGGACGACCUCCCGAAAAACACCGACAGCCGACUACCCUUACGGAUACGGCAAGUACGAGUCGCUGGGCACAGUCGUGAUCUCCCUGCUUCUUGUGGGAGCUGCCUACUUCCUAGGCCAGCACUCGCUCAUGCUCACUAUGGCUGCCCUCGAGCCGCUCAUGGCCACAGCCACGGCCCCCGCAGUGGUAGACGUGCUCGAGCCGCUUGCGCAAUCUGCGAAAGCCGCGAUAGAAGCGGACACCGAGUCCCUCACACUCGACCCGAACGCUGCCUGGUUCGCGCUCAUCUCCCUCGGAGUGAAGGAAUGGAUGUACAGGUUAACGAAGAAGGUUGCUGACGAGGAGGGGUCGACCGUACUAGCAGCAAACGCCUACCACCACCGGUCAGACGCAUGGACUUCUGGUGUCGCCCUCGUUGCUAUCCUCGCUACCUGGGCAGGUGUGCCAGCUAUGGAUCCGUUAGGCGGGCUGUUGGUCAGUGCUGCUAUCGGCUGGCAGGGGUGCAAGUGGGGUUGGAGAGGCCUCAUGGACCUGCUUGAUGCUGGUGUCUCUGCACCGGAACGUGCCGCGCUCGCGGGUCUGCUCACCCCCCUCCCCGCAGCGAGGGGUACGCCAACCCAGGAACUGCUCGCAAUACGUAACGUGCGCGCGGUGAAGAGCGGUUCGCAGCUGUUUGUUGACCUCACUGCUGACGUCCCGGGAGGGAUGACGAUGCGAGAAGCGCACGAAGUCGAACGGUGUAUUCGGGAGACGCUGAUGCACGACAGGAAGGAGAUCAAGGAAGUCAGAGUGCACCUACAUGUGGAGCCUCAUGAGGCAGCAAAGGAAAAAGCAGAGGAGAAGGGAAAUGGACAUCCGUGUUGAGUUGGGGAAGAGGCGAGUGGGAUCUGAUUUAGACAUAACGUAUUCACGCAAUG
Messenger RNA from Dacryopinax primogenitus, 1856 nucleotides. RefSeq lists its product as uncharacterized. Bases 580 to 1803 code for a protein of 407 amino acids. Gene Ontology annotation, molecular function: monoatomic cation transmembrane transporter activity. The record is from RefSeq and is a predicted model, not a curated record. Gene Ontology annotation, biological process: transmembrane transport; monoatomic cation transport. The transcript has 3 exons. Gene Ontology annotation, cellular component: membrane. NCBI's taxonomy places the organism in Eukaryota, Fungi, Basidiomycota, Dacrymycetes, Dacrymycetales, Dacrymycetaceae.